Messenger RNA from Rhizophagus irregularis DAOM 181602=DAOM 197198, 1606 nucleotides. RefSeq lists its product as uncharacterized. Gene Ontology annotation, biological process: tRNA methylation. Lineage: Eukaryota; Fungi; Glomeromycota; Glomeromycetes; Glomerales; Glomeraceae. The record is from RefSeq and is a predicted model, not a curated record.
ACUGCAUUAUAACGAAUAAAGUUGAAAAAGUGUCUGUGAUAUCUGUAAUGUAGCACAAACCUCACAAACCUCAAAGCUACACAGCAUACAAACUUUUAUGCCAAAAGGACCUAAAGCGAACCGUCUAAAGGAAGAACCUCCUCCACUUCCUCCAAAUAACCCUCGUCAAUGUCAUUUUUGGGUAAAACGUAAGAGGCGAUAUUGUCAUCUUCCAACAAAGAUUGACAAUGAUUUUUGUGGAGAACACGCAAUCUAUGACACAAAAUGGAAAGGCAAAGAACGUAUUGCCUGCCCCUAUGAUCCAUCGCAUACAGUAAAUACGGAUGAAAUCAAAAAACAUUUAGAAAAAUGUAAUUCUCGUCCCCCACCAACUCCUCCUUACUUCUCUUCAAAUAUCAAUUGUAUUUUACCAUCUCCUGAAUUAGAAGAAAAGGUGACGCUUUCAGAUCUUUCUAAAGAAAUAUUUGAUAAAUUGAUCAGCAAUGUAAAUCAAUGGUACCAACAACUUAUACCGGAUAUAAGGACGGAAGUUAUGGAUCAUAUGGUCUUAAAGGAAAAAAAAGAGUCAACUAAAAAUAGAAAACAUGCGGUCCAACAGGCUUCUUUAAUUGGCCAUUUAGAAAAAUUAAAUUUGUUACGCAAAAACACCUGUUUCAUAGAAUAUGGUUCUGGCAAAGGUGAAUUGUCAUAUUUUAUAAAAAUGGCUAUUCAAGAUGAAACAGCUUCUUUUAUUUUAGUAGAUCGUAAGAAUACGCGUUGUAAGUUUGAUAGCGCGAUAAGAGGUACCUCAGAAAAGAAGUUAUUGGUGAAACGUAUCGGAAUGGAUAUCAAAGAUUUGGAUUUGUCAAAAUUAGAUCUUUUAAAAGGCAGAAAUGUCGUGGCAUAUUCUAAACAUCUUUGUGGAUCAGCCACAGAUACCACUCUAAAAUCGUUGGUUGACUACGCUAAAUCUAGUAUAGAUGGGAAUCCGGUUAUCGGGAUCGUUAUAGCACUAUGUUGUCACCAACUUUGUCGUUAUCACAUGUAUCCAUAUCAUAAAUUUCUUCAAGAUUACGGAAUUGCGGAAAAUGAUUUUAAGCGAAUAUGCGCGAUGAGCAGCUGGGCAAUUUGUGGACAAAGACUUACUCAUGAAACUGAGAAUAGCGACAAUGAUGAUAACGACAAUGAAGAUGAUCAUACUUAUAAUGAAACAGAUGAUGAUGAAGAAAAUACAAAAUUGCAUUAUUCUGGUUUAGAGCAUUCGGUAAGAGAACAAUUAGGAUACAAAUGUAAACGAAUUAUAGACAUAGGGAGAGCCAAGUAUCUAGAAGCAAAUGGAUAUGAUGUAAAUUUAAUUUAUUAUGUUGAACCAUCAACUUCUCUAGAAAAUUUAGCAUUGAUUGCUACACCAAAUAAAGGUUAUUUUUCUUCGUAAAGGGAACAUUUUCCGAAAAAAAUAGUUUAGUUCAAAUUUAUUUAAUUGGUUCAUUGCUAAAACUUUGGAAUAUACGAUAAAAUAUAAUAUAAAUAUAUAAUUAUAUAAAAGCCAUUAGGCUUCACCAUAGCAAGAAAUGAGCUGAUUUAUUCCUAAGAAUAAUAUCGCCUCAGGUGAUAAGACUUUAUAUUA